Molecule: messenger RNA, 3339 nt
Organism: Clonostachys rhizophaga
Lineage: Eukaryota; Fungi; Ascomycota; Sordariomycetes; Hypocreales; Bionectriaceae
Source: the annotation of a GenBank genome assembly
AUGCCCGACAUGCGAAAAAUCUUUCGGCGGCGAGAAAAGAAGCCAUCGACCGCGCUACCGACAUCUGCGCCCCUGGAGACCUCUGUGCCUCCAAUCUUGGCGUCUCUGGCCACUGCGCCUACAACCUCAGAAUUUCCAAAUCGAAAGAAGAUACUCUCAUUGGGAAUCAAGGUCCUUCACAGCCCAGAGCCCUGUGAUGUUGACAACUUUAGCAUCGUAUUCAUACAUGGGCUAUCUGGCGACAGAGAAAAAACAUGGACCGGUCCCAACCAAACUGAGCCCUGGCCCAAGACGAUCCUCCCAGAUCGGCUUCCAACAGCCCGAAUGCUCGUUUUCGGGUACGAUGCCAAAUGGCUCAAAGACUCGUCAUCGAGGAACAGAGUCCAGGAACAUGCAUCAAACUUACUGGCAUCCCUCGGGCGACAUCGAGGCGAGGAUGGCACGAGCAGCCGACCUAUUAUUUUUGUGUGCCAUAGUCUAGGAGGACUUGUUUGCAUGGAUGCUCUAGUACUCUCAGAACAGCAAGGAGGGCAACAUCAUCUUCCCAAAAUACACGAGCAAACAAUUGGCAUUCAAUUUCUAGGCACCCCUCACCAAGGAUCAGACUUCGCUUCUUGGGCUAAGCUUGUUUCACGCUACGUUUUUCCCAUGAGGCAGACCAACAGUGACAUCACCAGAGUACUGCGAAAAGAUUCUGAGGAGCUUGCUAGAAUCCAACAUAGUUUCCAUUUAAGGCUUCAACUACGGCCUCAGCUUGGGCUACCCGCAAUAUCCAUCACAUACUUCUUUGAGGAGCUACCCACGCCCCAUCUCGGAGUGAUUGUCCCUAAAGAGUCUGCCACUAGGCCUGGUUGCAACAAUAUCGGCAUACAUGCAAACCACUCCAACAUGACUAAAUUUGAGGAUGCAAAUGACGAUGGACUUCUAAAAGUUAGUGGCGAGCUCCGCAGAUACAUUGAGGUUGCAAAGCAGGCUAGCCCCAAUGCCCGACUAGAUGUAGACGAGCAGGCCACAAUACCUUUCACCGUACCUUAUUCAACCAACGAAAAUUUUGUUGGACGUAUAGAUAUCCUCCGGCAACUGGAAUCAUGCUUCGAUCUGAGCAACAUCGAUCGUACCUGGCAACCAAGAAUAGCCUUGUACGGGCUCGGAGGUAUCGGAAAGACACAGAUUGCUAUCCAGUUCACGUACUGGCUACAACGUCGCUACCCCGAGGUGGCUGUGUAUUGGGUACAUGCAAGCAAUGCUGAUCGCUUCCGCCAGUCUUUCACUUCGAUCGCACAAGACUGUGGCAUUCCUGGUCUAGAUGAUCCUGGGAAUGAUGUGUUGCCACUAGUCAAGGCUUGGCUAGGGAAGAAGGACAACGGACGAUGGCUUAUGGUGAUAGACAAUGCCGACGAUGAAGCCCUGUUCACAACUUCGGGAUCUUCUUCAAGAAGUAGUGGGAAUUUGGGAGGUUUUAUUCCCGAUUGCGCGAAUGGAAACAUACUGAUAACAACCAGGAACAAGAAAGCUGGGUCAAGGCUUACAAAAGGAAAACAACUGAUUGAAAUCGGCAGAAUGGACAUCUCAGAUUGCGUAAAACUGUUGCGUCUUCAGCUUGACGACGCUGCAUCUACAGAAUCCAUCCGCCGACUUUCCGACCAACUCGAAUAUAUCCCUCUUGCUUUGGCCCAAGCGGCAGCCUUCAUAAGAGAAAACGUUUUAUCAAUUGAUUACUACUUGGAACUUUUGAUGAAAAGGCCGGUCGACCUCCUGGGCGAAGAGUUCGAGGCCGUGGGACGAGAUGAAGAAAGUUUACAUGCCGUUGCUGCAACUUGGAUGAUUUCCUUUCAACAAAUCCAACAGCGAAACCCGCUAGCCGGAGAACUCUUGUCACUGAUGUCAUUCUUUGAUCGUCAAGAAAUUCCCCGUGUAUUUUUGCUUAACUACUAUGAGCGCCGAAACAACGGAAAAGAUGGAGCCCUCGAAGUUACAAAAGCCAUCGGGCAUUUGCUAAGCUUCAGUUUAAUCAAAGAGGAAGCUAGUCAAAACAUCAACAUCCACCGACUUGUGCAAGUGACCACACGGAAGUGGCUCAGCAAUCAGCAUCAUGAAGAUGCUUAUCAAGGGGAAGCACUUUUAACAGUGUGGGAAAUGUUCCCAAAUGAACAAAAUGUCGAAAAUUGGCCGACUUGCACCGCCUACCUCCCGCACGCUCAAGUGGUCAGAGGUUUAACAUCAUCGAGAAGGAAUAGAGAAGUGAAAAGGGCAGAUCUUCUCACGAAUAUAGGGUGUUUUUUCCACGAUGAAGGGAGAUGGAAAGAAGCUGAAGAGACACAUAAGGAAGCAGGGGCAAUUUACAGAGAAGUAUUUGGCGAGGAAAAUCCUAACACACUGAACAGUAUGGCCGAUUUAGCCUCUACCUUCAGAUCUCUGGGGCGACUGGAGGAAGCCGAAAAGCUCCAAAUUAAGCUCCUAGAGCUAUACAAGAGGAUUCUUGGCGAAGCACACCCUUAUACACUAACAGUUAUGAAUAAUUUAGCUACAACCUUCUAUAGUCUGGGGCGACUGGAGGAAGCCGAGAAGCUGCAAAUCAAGGUCCUAGAGCUAUACAAGAGGAUUCUUGGCGAGGAACAUCCUGAGACACUAACAAGUAAAAAUAAUCUAGCAUCUACCUUCUAUGAUCUGGGGCGACUGGAGGAAGCCGAGAAGCUGCUAGUCAAGGUCCUAGAGCUACGCAAGACGAUUCUUGGCGAAGAACACCCUGGUACACUAAGAAGUAUAAAUAAUCUAGCAUCUACCUUCUGGGAACAGGGGCGACUGGAGGAAGCCGAGAAGCUGCAAAUCAAGGUCCUAGAGCUGCGUCAGAGAGUUCUUGGCGAGGAACACCCUGACACACUGAACAGUAUGAACAAUUUAGCCUCAGGCCUGUGCUAUCUAGGGCGACUAGAGGAAGCUGAGCAGCUACAGAUCAAAUCCCUAGAGCUGCAUGAGAGAGUUCUUGGCGAGAAACACCCUGACACACUGAACAGUAUAAAUAGUCUAGCCUCAGGCCUGUACUAUCUAGGGCGACUAGAGGAAGCUGAGCAGCUACAGAUCAAAGCCCUAGAGCUUGGUAAAAGGGUUUUUGGCGAGGAACAUUAUCGAACACUAGAUAGUAUGAGUAACCUCUCACACAUGUGGAGAAAGUUGAACCGGCCAAAUGAGGCGGUAGAGAUGAUGACAGAAUGCACGGCGCUUCAGAAAAGAAUCCUUGGAGGAGAUCAUCCUUCAACGCUAGCAUCCAUCAAAACUUUAGGAUCCUGGCUUUCUUCUCCGAUGGUUGAAACCAAUGCGCAACAAGAAGAACAUGCUUAG